Effrenium voratum is the source of this 2292-nucleotide messenger RNA. NCBI's taxonomy places the organism in Eukaryota, Dinophyceae, Suessiales, Symbiodiniaceae. The record is from the annotation of a GenBank genome assembly.
AUGUCGCAGCCAUGGCAGCUGGGACCUCCGGACUACCAGAACCUCACGAACUUCUUCCCCCUCUACUUCGGUGCCACGGAUGGGGGCGUCAUGGCCCGGGAAGAGGCGCAAGAGGCGCUGCAAUGGACCAUGGCCUUUGUCUACGCCAGCUGCAACCCCGCGCUGCCAGAGAUAGGCCUGGCGCUGCAGAGCCGAAAGCCCCGCUUCAGCCUGGAACAGCUGCGAUCCGUGCGGGGAAAGGAGGACAUGGGAAAGCGCCUGCUGGGUCAGCCGGACAAGUUCUUGGCAGAGUUGGGCCUUGGCUUUGACCUCGCCCACCUGGUCUUCCAGCGCCAGCGCGGGCUUGCGGGCGGCGCUUUUGAGGGGUUCCGGCCAAUUGACGUGGAGGUGGUGGCCCCGGAGCUCGAGCAGCCGGUGCAGGCCAUCCGCUCGGAGCUCAUCGACCGCUACGUGGGGCUCAAAGGCAGCGUGGUGCGCGCAGCCAACAUCGCCCCCCUGAUCACAGAGCUGAGCUUCACCUGCUCCCGGUGCUCCUCAGAGGUCACGGUGAAGGCGGCGGAGGGGCGCUUCGAGUACCCCGCCGGCUGCCCCAAGAAGUGCCGCUUCGCGCGCUUCGCCGUGAACCGGGACAAGUGCCAGGCCAUUGACUGGCAGCGGAUUCGCCUGCAGGAGGAUUUCUCGGAGCUCGCGGGCGGUGCCACCGCCGGGGCGCGGCGGGUGCCGCGCACCGUGGACUGCGACCUGAAGCGGUCCCUGGUUGGCGCAUGCGUGCCGGGCGAUGCGGUCACGGUGUACGGGGUGAUCCGGUGCAUGCCCACGAGCGGGGGGAUGUCUGCCGGGGAGCGGCAGGCGCCCAGCAGGUCUUUGUAUAUCCUCUUUCUGGAGGUGAAGGCAGUGGUGAACAACCGCGAGACCUCUCUCCAAGGCAACGAGGAGGAUUUCUCGCAACUGCAGCUGUCCUUUGUCCGAGAGAUCUACAAAGAGGGCGAGAAACUGCCGGUCUUGGUGGCCUCCUUCUGCCAGCACAUCUAUGGCCAACACCUGGUGAAGGCGGCGCUAUUGCUGGCGGUCCUUGGAGGACAGCCCAUCCACUCGGAGGGCGCCGAGCGAAAGCUGCGGCGCCGGGGGGACGUGCACGUGCUGCUGCUGGGGGAUCCGGGCCUGGGCAAGAGCGAGCUGCUGCGGGCAUUGGCGCGCCUGAGCCCGCGAGGCGUCUACGUGUCGGGGAACUCCUCCUCCACGGCGGGGCUUACGGCCUCGGUGGUGCGGGACCCCUCGGGGGAGUUCGCCUUGGAAGCUGGGGCCCUGAUCCUGGCAGACAACGGCCUGUGCUGCGUGGACGAGUUCGACAAGAUGGGCUCGGAUCAACAGAGUCUGCUGGAGGCCAUGGAGCAGCAGACGGUGUCCAUUGCCAAGGCGGGCAUCGUGUGCACGCUUCCGGCGCGCACCACGGUGGUCACGGCGGCGAAUCCCGCGAAGGGGAGUUGGGACAUGAGCCUCACGCUGGCGCAGAACCUGAAAGGCGUGAUGUCCGAAGCCUUGCUGAGCCGCUUCGACGUGAUUUUCCUGAUGCGGAGCGAGGAGGAUGCCAACCAGAACUCGGCCAUGAGUCGGCAUAUCAUCAACCAGCGCAUGCACAACACCGCACGCCCGGAGGGAGAGGUCCCGAACGUGGGAGAAGACUGGGCGAACACCGCAGAUCUGGAGUCUUGCAGGGACGGCUUGAAGAGCAGGUUGCUCAAGGCGCCGGGCGAGGCUUUGCCUUUGGAGCUGCUGCAGACCUACCUGCGCUACGCCAAGCGCUACGCGCAGCCGAGCCUCAGCCCCCAGGCCAAGCGGAGGAUCAAGGACUUCUACCUGGAGCGCCGCAAGACGGCAGCAGGAUCGGCCAUGCCGGUGACGCCGCGGCAGCUGGAGGCCUUGGUGCGGCUCAGCGAGGCGCGGGCCAAGGCGGAGCUGCGGCGCCAGGUGACGGUGGAGGACGUGGAGGACGUGCUGGAGUUGCUGCGAAACGGCUUCGACUUCCAGGAGGAAUUCCUGACUGUGCCGGUGCGCAAGGGCAAGACCAAGGCCAACUUCUUGGUGGACCGCCUGCAGCAGUUCAUGGACCGCCGCGUGCGCGCGCGGCCCCAGGACCCGAGCGCGCGGGUCUUCCGAGAGCAGGAGCUGAGGCAGGCGGCGGGGCCGCAGGUGGAGGUCAAGGACUGGGACAAGGCCAUGAAGCUUCUGAACGAGCCUGGGACCUUGACACUUGCCGGGGGUGGCAAGUAUACCUACAAUCCGGGGAUUUGA